CAUUCUUGGUCACAAGGAAGUGUCCUUAGGGGCGUACUUUGUUGUUGUUGUUUCUUCCCCCAAACGCAUCUUAAGAUCGGGGAAGAGAGUCAGCCGCAAGCUCAGCCGAGCUCCGUCCUCCGCCAGCCUCGAGCAUCUCCGCAGGCGAAGCCUCUUCCCUAGGAUGGACCACAACCCCCGGCAUGCGAAGCGCGGCCACGCAGAAAGCGCCGUGACGUUAUCUACUCUCCCCAGCCUCCCUUCGCAAAACUACAUCUCCCGGGAGGCCGCGAGGCAGCCUUGUCGCUGGAGCCCCGCGGGAGGAUUUGGCGCAGGGCCUACUGGGGGUUGUAGUGCCCGCCUGACGAUGCGCGCCGGCGGAAGGGCUUGGCGGCUGCUUGGCGCACCGGCGGGGAGGCGGUGGCUGUGGGGCAGCUGGCGGAGCCUGAGCGGGUUGCGAGCCAUGGCCGGGGCCGGAGGGGCGGCGGAGGCUGGCAUGGGGCAGAGGAUGGUCUGGGUGGAUCUGGAGAUGACUGGACUGGAUAUUGAGAAAGACCAGAUCAUUGAGAUGGCCUGUCUCAUAACGGAUUCAGACUUGAACAUCUUGGCUGAAGGUCCCAACCUGAUAAUAAACCAGCCAGAUGAGCUGUUGGACAGCAUGUCUGAAUGGUGCAAAGAGCAUCACGGGAAGUCUGGCCUUACAAAGGCAGUAAGAGACAGCACAAUUGCGCUGCGCCAAGCAGAGUAUGAAUUUCUGUCAUUUGUCCGUCAGCAGACGCCCCCAGGACUCUGCCCGCUUGCUGGAAACUCAGUUCAUGCGGACAAGAAGUUUCUCGACAAGCACAUGCCCCAGUUCAUGAAGCAUCUUCACUACCGGAUCAUUGACGUGAGCACCGUCAAAGAACUGUGCAGACGCUGGUACCCAGAAGACUAUGAGUUUGCUCCAAAGAAGGCUGCUUCUCAUAGAGCCCUUGAUGACAUCCGGGAAAGCAUCAAAGAGCUCCAGUUCUACAGAAAUAGCAUCUUCAAGAGGAAAACGGAUGAAAAGAAAAGAAAAGUAGUGGAAAACGGUGAAAAUGAAAAGCCCACCAGUUGAUCUUGCAGCCUGGUUCCUGAGCAAAGGCGCCAGGGACACCUCCUGGUGUUUUCAGUUCACUUGUUGGCUAACGAAAUAGCUCUUUUCUGUUCCUUUGCUCCCUCAAGAUUGCUAACAGUGACUGAGUACCAGAAGUGAUGGAUUGUUGACAUCUGAGCUGUGGGCCAGUGCCUUUAACCAUCUACAGCUGUUUGGUUCAUGCGUAUGGAGUACCUUUUGUAGUUGAAGAACCACCACUGUUUGGUGUUAGGCACCCUCUUUUGUAACAAAAUAAACCCAGCGUCACCGAAAGGUGUUUGCCUCUU
This is a messenger RNA of Rhineura floridana, 1380 nucleotides long. RefSeq names its product RNA exonuclease 2 (gene REXO2). NCBI's taxonomy places the organism in Eukaryota, Metazoa, Chordata, Lepidosauria, Squamata, Rhineuridae. Gene Ontology annotation, molecular function: nucleic acid binding; 3'-5'-RNA exonuclease activity. Gene Ontology annotation, cellular component: mitochondrion. The coding region runs from base 164 to 1075 and encodes 303 amino acids. The record is from RefSeq and is a predicted model, not a curated record. The transcript has 7 exons.